Porites evermanni is the source of this 576-nucleotide messenger RNA. The record is from the annotation of a GenBank genome assembly. NCBI's taxonomy places the organism in Eukaryota, Metazoa, Cnidaria, Anthozoa, Scleractinia, Poritidae.
AUGUCCUGUGCUAUUGAUGAAGGAACCUACAUCAUUGAAAAUGUCGAGACAGAACGCUACCUGUUUCAAGAUGGAGAGAAGAUUAAGGGCAACCGAGGAGAUGAAGGUGGUUGGUUAGCCUCUUCUGGAUUUCAAGCGCCUCCUGUGUUGGGAGCUGAUGCAAAUUAUUACAAUCGUGCCUACUGGAAGAUCAUUCCACAAGGCGAUGGUAAGUACUUUGUUGAAAACGUGGAAACCAAGAGGUACCUGUUUCAAGAUGGGGAGAAGAUUAAAGGCGAGCGAGGAGACGAAGGUGGUUGGUUAGCCUCAUCUGGCUUUCAAGCGCCUCCUGUGUUGGGAGCUGAUGCCAAUUACUACAAUCGUGCCUACUGGAAGAUCAUUCCACAAGGCGAUGGCAAGUACUUUUUUGAGAAUACUGAGACGCAAAGAUAUCUCUUUCAAGAUGGAGAGAAGAUUAAAGGCAAACGAGGAGACGAAGGUGGGUGGUUAGCCUCAUCUGGCUUUCAAGCACCUCCUGCCUUGGGAGCUGAUGCCAAUUACUACAAUCGUGCUUACUGGAAACUCCACAAGCAGUAG